CGUCCUGCAACGUACUACUUGGACCUAGCUUCGCGACGACAUCGAUCGAUCGCCGGCGCCAUGGCUCGGGCGACGAAGUUGCACGGGCUACUGCUCGCGGUGCUGCUCCUCGCGGCCACGCUGGCUCCCCCGGCCGCGGCGGCGGCGGCGAAGGAGAAGGGCUCCGGCAACGGCAACGGCGGGCCGGUGAUCGGCAUCGACCUGGGCACGACCUACUCGUGCGUGGCCGUGUACCGGAACGGGCGCGUGGAGAUCAUCGCCAACGACCAGGGCAACCGCAUCACCCCCUCCUGGGUCGCCUUCACCGACUCCGGCGAGCGCCUCAUCGGCGAGGCCGCCAAGAACCAGGCCGCCGCCAACCCGCUCCGCACCGUCUACGACGCCAAGCGACUCAUCGGCAGGCAGUUCGUCGACGCCGAGGUGCAGCGGGACAUGAAGCUGCUGCCGUUCAAGGUGGUGGACAAGAACGGCAAGCCGCACCUCGAGGUGGAGGUCAAGGCCGGCGACGUGCGGACGCUCAGCCCGGAGGAGGUCAGCGCCAUGGUGCUCACCAGGAUGAAGGAGACGGCCGAGGCGUAUCUCGGCGAGAAGGUCCGGGACGCCGUCAUCACCAUCCCGGCCUACUUCAACGACGCGCAGCGCCAGGCCACCAAGGACGCCGGCGCCAUCGCCGGCCUCAACGUCGUCCGCCUCAUCAACGAGCCCACCGCCGCCGCCAUCGCCUACGGCCUCGACAAGGUGGCCGACGGGAAGGAGCGGAACGUGCUCGUGUUCGACCUCGGCGGCGGCACCUUCGACGUCAGCGUGCUCGCGCUAGACGGCGGCGUCUUCGAGGUCCUCGCCACCAACGGCGACACACAUCUCGGAGGCGAGGACUUCGACCAGCGCGCCAUGGACCACUUCAUCCGGCUCGUCAAGCGGAAGCACGGCGUCGACAUCUCCGGCGACGCGCGCGCGCUUGGCAAGCUCCGCCGCGAGUGCGAGCGCGCCAAGCGGGCGCUCAGCACCCAGCUCCAGGUCCGCGUGGAGGUCGAGUCGCUGGCCGACGGCGUCGACCUGUCGGAGCCGCUCACCCGGGCCCGCUUCGAGGAGCUCAACGCCGACCUCUUCCGCAAGGUCAUGGCGCCCGUGAAGAAGGCCAUGGCGGACGCCGGGCUGGCCAAGGGCGACGUCGACGAGGUGGUGCUGGUCGGCGGCAGCACGAGGAUCCCCAAGGUGCAGCAGCUCCUCCGCGACUACUUCGGCGGCAAGGAGCCCCACAAGGGCGUCAACCCCGACGAGGCCGUGGCCUACGGCGCGGCCGUGCAGGGAGGCAUCGUGCGCGGCGACGCCAAGGAGGUUGUGGUGCUGGACGUGACUCCGCUGACGCUGGGCAUCGAGACUGCCGGCGGCGUGAUGACGAGCGUGAUCCCCCGGAACUCGCCGAUCCCGACCAAGAGGGCCAAGAUGUUCACCACGUACGAGGACAGGCAAACGACGGUGACCAUCACGGUGUUCGAGGGCGAGCGGAGCAUGACCAAGGACAACCGGCUGCUGGGCAAGUUCGACCUCACCGGGAUCGCGCCGGCGCCGAGGGGCACGCCGCAGAUCGAGGUGACGCUGGAGGUGGACGUGAACGGCAUCCUGCACGUGGGGGCGGCGGACAAGGGCACCGGCCGGUCGGAGAAGAUCGAGAUCAGCAGCGCCGGCCGCAGCAUCAGCCAGGAGGAGAUCGAGCGCAUGGUGCAAGAGGCGGAGGAGUUCGCCGAGGAGGACAGGAAGGUGAGGGACAAGGUGGACGCGCGGAACAAGCUGGAGGCGUACGUGUACAGCGCCCGCACGACGGCCGACGGCGAGCUGGGGGCCAAGAUGGACGCCGACGACAGGGAGAGGGUCAAGGAAGCGGCAAGGGAGGCCGGCGAGUGGCUAGAAGCUAACCCGGAGGCCGACAAGGACGACUACGCAGAGAAGCUCAAGGAGCUGGAGGAUGUCUGCAGCCCCGCCUUUGCCGCUGCCUACGGGAACGCCGGCGGUGGUCAUGACGACGACGCCGAGGAGGACAACGACCACGACGAGCUUUAGAUUUUUACUACUAGGAGAUAGGAGAUUUAAUUUUUUCUUACCUUAGUACUGGUGCAUAAGAUUAGACUUGAACUACGUACUUGCUGAUCAACGGCCAAGGUCAGAAAUCUUGUUGAUUGUUUGUGUGUUUGAUUAAUACAGUAUAAUAUACACGGUACAUUUGCUUAA
Molecule: messenger RNA, 2229 nt
Organism: Triticum urartu
Lineage: Eukaryota; Viridiplantae; Streptophyta; Magnoliopsida; Poales; Poaceae
Product: heat shock 70 kDa protein BIP4-like
Molecular function (GO): ATP-dependent protein folding chaperone; ATP binding
Source: RefSeq, a predicted model, not a curated record